AUGGCUUGUGCGCGUGUGAUGUCUUCGCCUGGCUUAUUGGCUCUUAUAAUCAACGAGUUUGAGCGCAACGAUCUCCCUGUACCUGCUCUCGUAUGUAGACGCUGGUCUUCGAUUGCACGGGAUGCGAUAUGGAGACAUAUCGAGAACCCGCUGGAGCUCUUUUCGCUACUUGCGCCCUUGGAGACCGUCGAGGGCAGACUGGAGUUUCAACGUACUCCGUCGUAUCUCGACUGGCAACGGUUUCAACCGCUGGCACGCCGAGUGCGAUCCUUCACAGCAACAUUGCAUGCUUCAUCGUCAGACACCAAUAUCGCGCAUCUACUUCAUGUCUUGAAAUCAACAUGUCCUUACGAAUCUAUCUUCCCUCAUUUAGAGGAGUUGGUCUGGCACAAUCACGACGAGCCCGAUGGGUACCCAGAGCUCAUCUGCGUUUUCCUGACCGCCACGGUCAAGAGUCUCAAGAUCUUCACUCCCACUGGCAGCUCCAGGUACUCUGUUGAGAUUCUAUCCGAGGACGUAGCGGGAAGAUGUCCCAAUCUAGAAUCGCUUCACAUCGAGCCCGUGAAUCAUGCUUACGCAACCACGCUCGAGCCCGCCCUCAUCCAGCUCAUCCAACGGCUCCCCUUGAAAUCGAUUCGCUUGCCAUUGUACUUCCUGACUCCUCGAGUCCUGGCAGCCACGUCAGACUGUAAGGACCUGCAAGUCAUUGAAGUUGGCGUCAAUCGCAGCGACCAGAGUCAUAACUGGAGCUACGCUCGCGGGUUCCCGGACGUACUGCUGCACGCCUUGUCGUCCAGCUCUCUACAGUCCUUGGGACUCGCCAUCCCGCUCAUGGAGAUGAACGCUCUGCUCGUGCGCGACCCGUCGCAUUUGCGGUUCAUUCAUCGGCUUUCCGUCCGUGCCGUCGGCAUGACAAAGCGCGACGUGAUGCGUCUGUUCUGCGAGACUAUAUCCAAGAGAUGCACGCAUCUACGCGAGCUCCUGCUCGUCACAAACAGACCCAGUCGAGAAACCAGACACAGCCGCUGGGAGAAGACGCCGGGGUCGGAGGCAAUCACGCUCGAGACCCUCUUACCUUUAAGCGAGCUGGGCACAUUGACGUACCUCGAACUCAGCCACGAGCAUCCUGUUCUUUUGACAGACGAGGAACUGCUCGCGUUGGUUACACCGCUACCUCGACUGGAGGUGCUGCUCAUGAACGAAUGUCCAGCGAACUUGACCAAGCCAAAUCUGACAAUGAACUGCCUCCCUCAUUUGGCACGAGCCCUGCCGAACCUGAGGGAGCUGGGCGUCUGUCUUGACCUUUCUGAGCGUGUCCCCGAUGGUCCAUCGCCAAAUCGCUUCCAAUCGCUCAAGUUGCUCUGCCCCCAUUUCUCGCCAGUGAAGAAAGGCCACGAAGAAGACGUGGCGCUCUUCAUCUCAACCCUUCUUCCACUCCGAGGAGGGAUUGAAGACGCGGACGCCGAAGACCGUCCGGAUCGUUCCUUCGAUGUGAUCCUAACGCAACCUCCGACGGCGGGAGUUUGGAGGAAGAUACGAGGGCAUGUUGACUUGAUCAUGAGGGGCAGGGAGUGGAAUGCGUGA
Molecule: messenger RNA, 1584 nt
Organism: Peniophora sp. CBMAI 1063
Lineage: Eukaryota; Fungi; Basidiomycota; Agaricomycetes; Russulales; Peniophoraceae
Source: the annotation of a GenBank genome assembly